ACUCGGAAGUCCGUGGUCUAAUGGGUAAUGAUCAGGUUGCUGUGCUGAGGGAACCGGGUUAGAAACCAACCACGGGAGCAUCUUGGGUCACUGGGUGUGUGCUGCUCCUUAUUGAACCUCUUUGACGCCAACUUGGGUAAUCGCCGCUCCACAUUGAUGCCAACCUGCGUCGCUCGAUGGGUAUGCAUAUGCCAGUGGGUAUGUGCAACUUGGGUGCAAUCGAACCCGCGUCCUAUAUCUUCAGGCACACUUGUGUGGCCUUCGCGGCGGCGCGUCGAUAUGGCCGAGCAUGUCCAGAGGGAAGUGCGAGGGAGAAGCCCGGGUGCAUAUACGCCUCAAAUAUAUGACGCAUCUCUGCGGUGGCAAUACGUUGUCGCUAUACUUUGCUACAUUGCCACUCGCGUCAACAUCGACAUUCAUGGUGAGAUAGGUUCUGCCGUAAUUUUUUUAAAUUAUUAUUUGUCGCUUGCUGUCACAUUUGUUUGUUAUUUUUCGCAGGGCGCAGAAGGCUGCGCUAGUGUGAGUAGCACUAAAACUGUCAUCGUUUUUUUUUUUUUUAUGUGUCCGUUUUUGCUCAGAGUCGCAGAAAUGUUUACACAUCAAUGGCAAAUUUGAUCAGUGAAUUUCGCCGUCUAUCUUCUUAAUCUCAUAGUUUCUUUAUCUUCCCCUGCUUUGAUAUUUUUUCCUUUCUCUCUGUCUCUUCUUUUCGUACCAGUGUGAUUAUACUCUCAGUGUUUUUCUGUAUUUCUUUAAAAUUUUCAAAUUUACUUUCCUCACACCGCUCAACUCUUGGUCAAUACCCCACAGUGGGUACGCGCCACAGUUAAUGAAAUCAUCAUCAUCAGUUGAAAUGCUUCGAAGUCCCCUCGGGCGUUGCCGAGUGGUGCUGACGCAAGCGGCGACCCAGAACGCGUGAGAGGAUGGCCUGAAAGUCUGGACCAUCCACUUGCGUCCGUCGUCAAUCUUCUGUAGCCAACCGAGCUACAAAAGGCGGGAAGGACACCAGUUCAGCCAUGGAGCAAGCACAAGGCUUCCGCAGUGGCGUCGCGGCUCUUCCGGAGUAGCGGUCUCUGGCGGGCGCCAGCAACAGUGCCGUCCCGGGACGGCCUGCGGCUUGUCUCAUGGCCGCGGCCGUGUCCACGAGAGCCGCCCUGCUGCUGGCUUUCGUCUGCGUCCAGUUAUGCAGGGGCGCCCAGGGCGCAGUCGAUGCCGUCAUCGACACCACCUUCUUCGGGCACCACCUCCUCUCAGUGAGAAUUGACAGCCAGGCACACCUGAAGACGCUACUGGAUGUGAAAGAUAAUCUCGACCUAGACUUUUGGAGUCAUGCAAUCAAAGAGGGUCACACUGGACUGGUGAGAGUACCCCCGGAGAGCAUCAACGAAAUCGUGGAUGUUAUGGAGUCUGCGGGCAUACAAUACUACGUCAACUCGGACAACUUGCAAAGUCUGGUGAACGAAGAGAAGCGCCUCAUCGCCCCCGACGAUGCGAGCGCUACCAAAGGGGAAACGGCUUCUGACCUUCUCGACUACGCGCGCUAUUACAGCUACAAGUCUGUAACGAAGGCGUUGCUGGGAUUUGCGAAAGUCCACAGCUUUCUUGAAACGCAAGUUAUUGGGCAAACUCACGAUGACAACGACAUCAUCGCUGUGAAGGUAGCCAGCGAAAGCGACCUUCCUGUUAUUCUGAUCGACUGCGGUGUUCAUGCCAGGGAGUGGGUCACUAUCUCCGCUUGCAUGUACAUCGUCAACGAGCUUGUCAGCCGCCAUCAGGAGCGAACCUCAGACGUCUCCGAAAUAUUCAACUACGAGUGGCGAGUGAUCCCCUGCCUCAAUCCCGACGGAUACGAGUUCUCUAGGAAAUCGAACAGGAUGUGGAGGAAGAAUCGAUCAGUUCAGUACUCGUCCAAUGGCACAAAGUGUUACGGUACCGACCUCAACCGUAAUUUCGACGUGUCAUUCUGCAGCACGCCCGACGAGGCGGAUCCCUGCAAGGAGACCUUCUGUGGCAAGGCGCCCUUCUCGGAGCCGGAGUCGCACGCCUUCCGGGAAUACGUGACUCAAUUCCGCAAUAGGAUAGCCUUCUACUUCAGCUUCCACGCUUUUGGAGACCUCUGGCUUAUCCCGUACAGCUUCCGCUCCGAGAGGCCGCCGGACUACGACGAACUGAUGGCGAGGGCAAAUCGAGCAGUCGCGGCGAUACAGGAGGUUAGCGGCACCCUCUACAAAGCCGGAUCCAUAUCUUCCUUACUUUAUAUCGCUCCGGGCACUGCAAUCGACUGGAUGUAUGUCAAGAAGGGUGUCCGAAUGAGCUUCACCAUUGAAAUUUCUUCAGAGAAGAACGGAUUUUUUCUAAACCAAAGCAACGUCAUCGACGUCCCGAAGCAAGCAUGGGUUGGCGUGGUAGCCGCCAUUCAAUAACAUUAAAUCAAAUUGCAAGUCAA
This is a messenger RNA of Dermacentor andersoni, 2443 nucleotides long. RefSeq names its product carboxypeptidase B-like. Gene Ontology annotation, molecular function: metallocarboxypeptidase activity; zinc ion binding. Gene Ontology annotation, biological process: proteolysis. The record is from RefSeq and is a predicted model, not a curated record. Lineage: Eukaryota; Metazoa; Arthropoda; Arachnida; Ixodida; Ixodidae.